Molecule: messenger RNA, 477 nt
Organism: Dibothriocephalus latus
Lineage: Eukaryota; Metazoa; Platyhelminthes; Cestoda; Diphyllobothriidea; Diphyllobothriidae
Source: the annotation of a GenBank genome assembly
AUGCUUUUGCGAAUUGCUUAUACUCCUGCAAAGGAAAACACCCAUACCGAGGAGUCCGGUUUCGAGGUUAUUGACAAGGCAUCGGUUCCCAAACCCGAUAGUGAAGAAGUUCGCGAGGCGGUUUCUGCCCAAGGUGAGGAUGGACAGCUACUCGUUAAUUUCGUCCAAGUCGCAAAAGACGAAGUCCCACCUGCCGAUGCCCCCGAGGUCGCUGUUACGAACAAUGACCACGCUCACUCCAUCAAUGAGAGGCCUGCUACUGAGGCGCACAAGCAGACCAUUCCAGAAGCCAAGGUUCUUCCUUCCGAAAAGCAUCAAUUCAGCGAUUCAAAUGGGCUUGAUGGAAUCGCACAAAACGACGCCAAGGAGAAAGUUCAUAGCGAUGCUCCCCCUGAAACCGCUCCGGUGGUCGCUGCACCCGUUUCUCAUGAAAAAGUCGACGAAGUUAAGUCGCAGGAUGUAGAAGCAACUCACUAA